Molecule: messenger RNA, 687 nt
Organism: Schistocerca nitens (vagrant locust)
Lineage: Eukaryota; Metazoa; Arthropoda; Insecta; Orthoptera; Acrididae
Product: ribosome-binding protein 1-like
Exons: 1
Coding region: 1-687 (228 amino acids)
Source: RefSeq, a predicted model, not a curated record
AUGAUCAAACAGGUAAACGGAAGUAUCCGCAAAGAAGACGAGGAAAGGACAAGGAAGACGAGGAAAGGACAAGGAAGACGAGGAAAGGACAAGGAAGACGAGGAAAGGACAAGGAAGACGAGGAAAGGACAAGGAAGACGAGGAAAGGACAAGGAAGACGAGGAAAGGACAAGGAAGACGAGGAAAGGACAAGGAAGACGAGGAAAGGACAAGGAAGACGAGGAAAGGACAAGGAAGACGAGGAAAGGACAAGGAAGACGAGGAAAGGACAAGGAAGACGAGGAAAGGACAAGGAAGACGAGGAAAGGACAAGGAAGACGAGGAAAGGACAAGGAAGACGAGGAAAGGACAAGGAAGACGAGGAAAGGACAAGGAAGACGAGGAAAGGACAAGGAAGACGAGGAAAGGACAAGGAAGACGAGGAAAGGACAAGGAAGACGAGGAAAGGACAAGGAAGACGAGGAAAGGACAAGGAAGACGAGGAAAGGACAAGGAAGACGAGGAAAGGACAAGGAAGACGAGGAAAGGACAAGGAAGACGAGGAAAGGACAAGGAAGACGAGGAAAGGACAAGGAAGACGAGGAAAGGACAAGGAAGACGAGGAAAGGACAAGGAAGACGAGGAAAGGAUAAGGAAGACGAGGAAAGGAUAAGGAAGAUGAAGAAGGGUGAAACUUCAUGCGGGUAA